AUGCACGAUGUUGCUGUUCGCAAGUUGGAAUUACAGCCUAAAGUCGGCCAUUCUACGUUCAAGCUUCCUGCAAAAGUCACAGUGCAUGAUACUAAACGUGAUGCCUGGAUUGCGGACCUUGCUGAUCCUCAAGUGCCGCUCAGCAAACUUGCCAACAGCCCCGUGCCCCACCCUUUCAAAGGCCACGACCUUCUCGACAUGCUGCACAAUAAGCACAUUCCCAUUGAUAGAGCGGUAUGGUACACGAGGGUACUUGGAGCAAAUGAGACACACUUAAUGCGCUCACGCCCGAACUUCAACCCAACUCAGUACAGUAUUGACUGGGCGAAUAUAGUUACAAGCCAUUUGAGGAAACUUAUCGGAGAGAUACACCUUCCAUCAGCGUAUCGUCCAGGCAUCACCAUACGUCAGAGCUUUCAAGGGGUUUUGACGGAUCCAGAGUCACGCGCUCGAUGGAUCUCUCGUUUCUCCUAUGCGCUCUCGCUAUUACGAGAAUACGUUGCGGAGGGACUUGUCGACCAUGAAGUGGUUCUCAAAUGGCUAUGUCAGCUUCCCGGUGGAGUGAACUUGGCUCAACUUGGCUUUGCUACUGUGAUUGUUCAGGAAUACCUUGAGAUGUUGGCGGAAAAUCGCGCCUUUCUCGCUCCUCUCCUUGAAGGCUGCCUGGCAAAGCUUUCUGAAAUUGAGUCUAGUCCAUUCAAGGACAACCUUGCGGGUAAUAAAGGGGUUCUGGAGGCUAUCAUUCAAAAGAGUUCAGGUUGCGACCGGAAUGCUUCGUACAUCCAAAAAUGUGCAAUGUUUUAUGACAAAUCGUUCGAGUCUAUUUCUUCACGAAACGAUGCUAUUACCUUUAGAUCUCUUCCUCCUCGGGCGGCUGCCUCUCUUAGAUCCACCAUCGUUGAUAUUCAAAUACUCAACUCUAUCGGCCCAACUACCAACCUUCACGAAGUCCGUUUUCUGAGUACAGAACAAGAAAACGAGACUUGGUCGCAAACAUUUACCCGGAAACUUAACAUUCUCCUUACUUGGAGUGUCACGGCCCGAUCAGGGGAGCAGCCGAUAUACGUUGCAGUAUGUAUCAUUGCAGAUUGGCUAGCACAAACUGGACCCAAGAGAACACCGAAUCCGAAAAGAUUCGUACAUGAUUCCCUGUUGUCGUGGCUGGACACGUCGGAAAUAGCCAGAGAUCAUGCCAAUUACCUAGCCAACACUUCGUUCUUAUACGGGGAGCUUGUCCGAAGGGACCUUGUCUCGUUUACGAAGCUCGUGCAGAGGAUUAUCGCCAGGGGUGAUAACUUACAUAGGGCAGAUGGACCAUCUCAUCUUGCAGUAAUGCUGCGGGCUAUCCCAUUAACGUCAUCCCGAGGCACAUACAACGCCCGUUCGGCAGCUCUCUAUGGUGUCACUGAUCAUGAAGAGGACGAUGAAAAUAUAUUGAAGCUUCAGCAGGAAUGGGUCCGUGUAUUGCCAGAGUUUAACCCAGGUGCUCAUGCUCGAAUCCAGCUGCGUCAGGAUAAACCGGGCGUUGCUUCCCCUCCGACGGAUGUUAGCAUCUUCGAUCAGUGGAGAUUGGUUCAUACGUGGCUUCUCCCUCCAAUAUUUGAACACGUCCAAAAGUCAAGAUCCUUUUCAAGUCGAAACAUUUUGUCGCUCAGCAUCAUUCUGAGUCAAACGCGGUGUCUCCCCGCUCUUUCCGAGCUGGGGAUUCUGCUUUUGAGGAAGAACGUAUCGGACCUUUUAGUUCGUUCAAUCUUGGACGCGUUCCGUGUGCAUCAUGAAACAUGGUGCUUCACCGACGCGAAACAGACCCAGUGGCAAGCACUACUUAAUUGUGCCUCGUCGGCGAAAGAAAUGGGGAAUUAUCUCUCCGCGGCGUCAAUUUCCGCAUUCCUCAAAGAUACGAACAGGGGCAUAACUGCUGUAGCUUCUGAAUAUGAUUCCGCACCACUUCAAAGGCCUUCAAGUUUGGAUCCUAACGAAAGGCUUGAGCCUCUUUUGAAUGAGCUAAAUAUGGACAAUGUUGUCACUGCAGCCUUCGACCUGUGCGCAAAGUUCAGUGCUUAUCCCGGGUGGUGUCACGACCUCUGGGAAGCCGUUCUAUCGCAAAUACAGCGCAUACCAGAGUCAGAACCGGGCACGCAGAGCGUUCAAGUCGAUGUAUUGGCUCGGUUCAUUUGCAACGUCGCCAAUCGCUUGACAGAGUCCACCGAUCUUUCCAUGGAAGAACAGUUUUCAAAAUGGCUUGAUCUUGGAGGGAGAAAUAAGAUCAUUCAAUCACCAUGGUCGACUUCGUCAGCACAGUCAUGGAGCCAGCUCCUCAUUCAACUUGUUAUCUCUAACGUCCUUUCUACGGACCGCGUUGUUAUACAUCUCUGCGGUGAAACGUGGAAGUCCAUUCCAACGACGGCUAAAGAGUCCCCGCAAUUAUUUCCGGUCUCUCGCUUCACGCCGUCUCGUGACGAUCCAAAAGUUUUUCGCGAUUAUUUCUCUGGUGGCUCACCUUUACCAACGGAGGAUUCGUCUUUGGUACAAGCUCUCCAACUUCUCAUGGUCUCGUCCCGUCCUAGAAGCAAAGCAGGUUCAGAGCGUGUAAACCCCGCCAAUUACAUGUUUUCGGCGAUCAUGAGUCAUAUCACCCCGUGGAACUUCUCCCAUGCGAAGGUGGAGCUUCAGCUUACCCUGAAGCAAAUAUCGGUCUCGCUCUCUCACGAUGAGACGAGACCCAAUGCGGAAGCUGAGUUGGAGGCUUUCACGACCAGUUUUCUUGAACGACAACUGGACGUCCAAGAAACGGACUUGGUGGCCGACAUCCUCCGCGGGAUCAAUGGGAAAGUCGCGGAGCAGUUCCUGAAAGGAGGGUUGAAGCGAUUAACCCAACUCCUAAACGAUUUCGUAUCACCCUCAUCUGUUUCUAUUAGCAGUCAAGCAGGGGAGGUCCUGCGACUGCUUGCCAAUGUGCUCAGGCCACUACACUACAGCCCUGGCUCCGUGCCGACACUCGACCCAUCUGUGCUUGACACAUUCAGUGAUGUACUGCACAGAUGUUUUGAGAAAGCGCUAAAGUUGAUUCGACCGCAAAGGUCGCCUCAAGAGGGAGGAAGAUCAUUACUAGUCCCGACGAAUGAUCUGUUACAGCUCGUCCUGCUGCUCGUACGGAUGCUCCAAUUCGAGAUUGUGUUCAGGAGCGUAAAAACGCCGAUCGCCAGAGAAAUGGCGGAUAAGCGCUUUGCAAUGCUCAUCAAUACCGUUCAAGCGUUCCACGAAACAAUGAGACUUACCCCUUCUUCUUCAAUCCUUUUCCUCGCUAUCCUCGACACAGCUUCCCAACUGAAUCCCACCACGAAGGGCUCCAGACCUGGCGCUGGGGAACAAGACUUAUGUCUUGAGAUUUCCGAUUUUUCACCAUUGACCCCACCAUCUCUCCGUUCCUACAUCACUUUCAUCUCGCCAUACAGGCCUACAGAUUGGUAUACAGCUAACCUUUUCCACGCUCGGGCCGCGUUCAGUUCGAAUCCUACUCGGCUCAUCUUAGGUGAUCCCGUCCAGGCUCGACCAUGGGAAUGGGUGGAAUUCACUGGAGCACCGCCAACUGCUAAAACAUCAAGCAGGAGAAUUAAUGAGGAUGCUGAUGGUCACAGGGAGAAGAUACAGGAUAGUGAUAGCAAAGAAGACGAGAACAUGCACGACCUGAUGGAACGGAGGCGAAGCGAGGAUCACUUCUACUCGGAGAGCGUCUAUGAACGGGAUUGGAAGGAGGGACGAGUCACUAGGGAUCUGCUCAAAUCAGCAUUAACUACUGACAAGCGCGAUGGUCAGAAGGGUGACAGCGAAGAUCAAGGAGAAGACGCAGGGGGGAAACCAAUGCCUGGACUAUUGGUUCCGAAUUCGAUCGGCCUCUCAAGCGCAAGGCUGAAGAUGAUCCCGCAGCUUCUUGUUCGUCUCCGGUCUCUAGCCGCUGGAAGAAUGAUAGUCGAGGUAGUUGUGCCGACCAGCAGACUUGCUCAGAACCAGGGCCAGGCUUCCCAGCAGCAGCCAGAUCGAUCCGGACUGAAGCGGAAAUCCAUGCUGGAAGCGCCUCCGAGCGACCCUCUCAUGCUAAAGAAGGGUCGAUUGCGGUAG
This is a messenger RNA of Cantharellus anzutake, 4119 nucleotides long. RefSeq lists its product as uncharacterized. Gene Ontology annotation, biological process: regulation of transcription by RNA polymerase II. Gene Ontology annotation, molecular function: transcription coregulator activity. The transcript is spliced from 16 exons. NCBI's taxonomy places the organism in Eukaryota, Fungi, Basidiomycota, Agaricomycetes, Cantharellales, Hydnaceae. Bases 1 to 4119 code for a protein of 1372 amino acids. Gene Ontology annotation, cellular component: mediator complex. The record is from RefSeq and is a predicted model, not a curated record.